UUGAAAGUAUUCUAGAAGGCCUGUUUGGACCUGGAUUAUUAAAAGAUCUCAGUUUGUUUAAAGACUGUGAGCCUGAAGGUGUUUCUGAUUGGUCUUUUGAUGAAAAUUGUCUUUUCUGCUGCCUGAGAAGAGAAAAAGUGAAGGAACACUUAGUCAGUCUGGAUGAGCCAGCCUCGGAAGCUGGACAAGAAGCUCUGCUUAGACAAGAGCAAGCAAAAAUCAUUCGUUUUGAAAGGCAAGCGGAAGAGUUCCUCAAUGCAGUCUUUUACAGAAAAGACAGUCCUAGGGUCUCUGACCCCAAUAUUCCCCUAGUGGCCCGUGAGAUCAUGCAGCGAAUGAUCCGACAGUUUGCUGCUGAAUAUACCUCAAAAAAUAGCUCUACUCAGGACUCCAGCCAGCCCAAUAGCACAAAGAACCAAAGCCUGCUGAAAGCAUCUCUGGUCGCCUCCUCUCCCACGGCUGCAACUGCUCAGAACCCUGUGCUCAGCAAACUUCUCAUGGCUGACCAAGACUCACCUCUGGACCUUACUGUCAGAAAGUCUCAGUCAGAACCUAGUGAACAAGACGGUGUGCUUGAUUUAUCCACUAAGAAGAGUCCUUGCGCCGGCAGCACCUCUGUGAGUCAUUCUCCAGGGUGCUCCAGUACUCCGGGAAAUGGUGAGGAUGCAGCAGAGACAAUAGCAAUAGACUCUAACAAUCAGCCGAAGUCUCCACUGGAAAAGUUUAUGGUCAGACUGUGUACACAUCACCAGAAGCAAUUCAUUCGUGUGCUAAACGACAUAUACACUGAAGUACAACCAGACUCUGAAGGCCAGCAGUUGGCUGAAUCCGAGAGCAUGGAGGCCUCUACUUGUGGCUCUGGUUGUAGCCAGCGAAGCACUGAAAGUCAGGAUAAGGGUGCUACUUGUACUGAAUCAAAGCCCCCUUAUUCCUCGGACCCAGGACAGUCGGGGUCCGAUGGCCCCCUGCAUGUUACAGGACAAGCCCCGAAGCAGCCGGUGGAGCUGAAGUCUCUGGACAGAGCAGAGAGCUCCAGUCCUGCUUUGAGAAGGGACUUCUCCGAGCUCCCCGUCACCAGGCUUCGUUCUGCUAGUCCAAAGGAUAGCUCCACCCAAGGAUACCUCAGCACGUUGAACUCUUCCUCUUUGACUUUCCAUCAUGCCACAAAGAGCCUGGAAGGGCAGCAAGCUGCUGGACACGAGCAAGAAGCUGGUGUCAGAAAGUGUGAGGACAAUAAAGAACAGCUAGCAGGUAAGACUCUCGUGGAAGGUUAUAUCUCGGUCAAAGUGGCAAACGUGAAUGGCAGCGAGGACAGCUUAGAUGGCUGUCUGGGGUCCCAAAAGAGCUCUUUCAGAGCUCUGCCGGAAGAGUCCUGGGAUCCCGGCUUUGCGGUGACCCCACCUCGCAGAGCCGACAAAGAGAACACUUUGCAAUGCAGCUCGAAAGCAUCUUUGCACCAGGACUUAGACGCAAAAGAACAAGAUGCGAGACCAAAGCAAGAAAACCACCUGCAUGUCGUGGCCAAGGGCAAGGCAGGCUGCCACCUGCACCCGGCCGACAAGGGCCCGCUCGACAAGUCCAAAGAGGGCUGGCUGCCCACUGGUGCCACGCCAGCCGCCCACCGGACCCCCGGCGGGCACCCCCGCGCCAAGGUAGCCUCCCUCAGAUCCACUCGGAAAAGCAAGAAGGCGUCGGGGCUGAGGAUCAACGACUAUGACAACCAGUGCGACGUGGUCUACAUCAGUCAGCCCAUCACCGAGUGCCAUUUCGAGAGCCAGCGGUCGGUGUCAUCCCGCAAGACGGCAAGGAAGAGCACGCGGGGGUACUACUUCAACGGGGAGUGCUGCGAGCUCCCGACUGUCCGCACGCUGGUUAAGAGCUCCCGGGCGGAGGAGAGGGGGAGCAGCCCGGCACUGCGAACAGAGACCCUCGUAAGCACUAAGCCGCCCCUGGUGCUCUCGGUGGGGGGGUCUGCGAGGGCAGGACGGGAAGGUGAGAAGAGGGUUUCCCUGAGGCUCCUGGCUAAAGGGGCACCAACCAGCCGAGAAAUGAAAGAGAGAGCUGAGCCGGGCUCCGUGCAGCCCCGAGAUACCCGGGCGCUGCGGUCAAGGGAAGCUGCCAUGGCCGUGCCCUUCUUUUCCCUCUCUGCUCCACCCAGCCCCCAGAAAGAGGACAGCUUGGCUGGCUCGCCACCCCCCGGCUCCCCUCCCGCCGAAGGAGGGGGGACAAGAGCGGGAGGCACCAUCCCCUGGGAGGCUGGCAGCAGCCUGGGCUCCUCCAGGGACAGCAGCAGCAGUGGGCAGGCUGCCGAUUUUGCUGCCCUUCCCAUCUCAGAAGCACCCGGCGGGGAGAAAAGUUGCCCAGGCUCUGACAUACAAACUGAUCUGGACCUCGCCACCAGCCCGGAGCCAAAGUCCCCCUUGCAGCCCUCCACCGCUGUGGACACAGCACCCUUGGCCCAUGAUGAUGCCAGGGAUCCUGCCCAGCUUCCAGGUGCGGGAGACACGGAGCCCUGUGAGCUGCGUCUGGCAGAGCCCUCCCCACGCUCUCCAGGCUGGCAGGCUCCCGAUGAGCCCCCUGCCACCAUGGACGGGGCGAGCACCCCAGAGCCCCCUGCCACCUUGCAGUGUGUGGAUGUGAACAAAGGCGUCGAUGCUGAACCAGAAGCCGAAUCAUUGUGCACGGCGGGUGAUGGCUCCCUUGAGCAAGAGGAGGCUGUGCCGGCCAGCACAGCCCUCCCUGAAAUCUCGGAAGGGGAGGCAGUGCUGAAUAACAGCCCGGCAGGUGAAAAAGAGCCCACUGAAGGGGAAACGCCACCUGAACCUGACGGCUCAGACACUGCAGAGAAAGACUCUGUCUCUUCCAAAGACAGUCUAGACAAGAAGCGAAAGAAAGGCAGGAGAGUGCUUGUGGCAUCGGACCGGUGUCUCCGAAGCCAGCAAUCCCAGUCACCCGCUGAGGGCAGUGCUGAGGAUGCUGGUUCUUCCAGCUCUGUGCAGCUUCCUUGCCUUCAGAUCAAACUCUCCAAGAGCCCUGGCGCUAAGCGAUUCAAGAGAGAAGUGCACCUGGAUGGGGCAGCAUCCAUGCACUUCCCAAAUGACUGCUUCCCCAACACGCUGCUCAAAACCACCGAGGGGCCAGGCACCGGCCAGGCUCCAGAGAGCAUCACUGAGCAGCGGCCAGGCGAGGAGAAUGGUGUCACUACCAGACAAACCUAUAAAAGCAUCUUAGCGAAAGAGACUGUGGCAGAGGGAGAAAAUUCCUCUAAAGACGACCCCCCAGCUGAUGGCCACCAAAGUCAACCAGGUGAGAUGCUGGAAAUCAGCGUCCAGGCUGAUUCUGAGAAGCAAAGCAUUCUCCUCCCUCCGGAGAGCAGCAUGCCUGCAAAUGAUGCCGAGCAAGUGGAUGUGAAACCAGGCCAUGCCAGCGCAAAGGAUGAGGAGAGCUCCGACAGUGCCAUGGACACGGGCAAGCUGGAGAGCUACAAGCCGAUGGCCAAUUCACCUCCAUGUCCCAGCAGCAGAGGUGGAAGCAAGCAUCUUCCAGCAAAGGCUGCAAAGCAUAAAAAGGUCGCCCUGCAGUUUUAUAACUUAAGACAUGCACCCGCACCCACAGACACCGCAAAAAGGAGCACACCAGGGAAGGAGUCUAUGCAAGCGAUCCUCAAACUGAGGGACGAAUGCAGUUCAGGGAAUGACGACUCCCCGGCGUUGGAGGACAUAGACAUGGCUGACAGCAAACCAAAGUUCAUGGAGUGGUGUGCUGAAGAGGAGAACCAGGAACUCAUUGCCGAGUUCAACGCCCAGUACAUGAAAGUUCAGAAGGGCUGGAUUCAGCUGGAGAAGGAGGUGCAGCCAACCCCCAAGGUAAAGAACAAAGCCGACAAACUGAAAGAGAUUUGGAAAAGCAAGAAAAGGACACGGAAAAGUAGAGGCUCACUGGAAGUGCAGAAGCUUUCUCCUGUCCAGAUGCUGUUUAUGAAGGCCUUUAAGCUGUCCGACAUCUGCCAGUGGUUUCUGGAGACGACUGAAACCAGGUCUCUAGUGAUCGUGAAGAAACUCAACACCCGUCUCCCAGGGGAGAUCCCCCCCAUCAAAGUCCCCAUGCAGAAAUAUUCCUCUUCCAGUCUCUACCCCAGCUCACUGCAAGCCGAACGUUUGAAAAAACACCUCAAGAAGUUCGCCGCCACUACCCCAGCUCGGAAUAACCUGAAGAACCAAAAGCUUUGGGCCAAAAUUCGGGAGAACGCUGAUAAAACAGAGGCUGAAGAAGCCACUGCUCCCAGCCAGACGUCUCCCACCGACGCCGGCGCCGAGGACCUGAGUGAAGACAAAACCAUCCAGCCUGCCCCCAGCUUGCCCACGCAGGCCAGCACCAGGAUCCUGCGCAAGUACUCCAACCUGCGGGGCAAGCUGCGAGCCCAGCACCGCGUGGUGAAGGCAGAGAAGAAGAGUGACAGCCUGGGGGACCACCCAUCCCUGGAGAGCAAGCAGAGCCGGAAAAGCGUGUGCAUCAACCCACUGAUGUCUCCAAAGUUGGCCUUGCAGAUCAAAGCAGACGCCUUUCCUGCUAAAUCUCCAUCAGUGGACGGGGCGGGGAAGGGGCGGAAGGGGAAGAGCAGGUCCCAGGAGGACCCCUCACCCAAAGCUGAUCUCCAGCUCAGCAGGAAGAAGAGGACGCUGAAGGAGAGCGGGAGCACCCAGGAGCGGUCCGGCUCCGCCACCAAGGACAAGCUGCCUGCCAAGAAGGCCAGUAAAAUAAAGCAUUCGGAGGUCAGCGCAAAAGCUCCCGCCACCCGAAAGCAGGCUGCCAUGGAGAGGAGCAAUAAGCUGGCUAGAAAAAUGUCUCUGAAAGACAAGAGAGCCCCAAAAAGGCAGCUGGAGAAGGUGCGGCUCCCCAUGCGGAAAGGCAAGGAGAACACGAGCAGACGGGCCGUGCUGCCCCCUGGCCACGAGGAGCUGACCAAGUCCCCAAAGCAGAAGCCCCUGGGGGAGUCCUCCACGCGGUCGCAGAAGAUGGCCAACAAGAAGCCCAGCGGUGGGAAGACCCUGACGAGAUCCAUGAAGAAGAUGCAGGAGAGCAGCGGGUCGCAGGGCAAGAGGAAGCUGAGGGCAAAAGUGGACUGUUCGCACAGCAAGCGCUCGCGACUCGAUCCGAAAUAGCGAAGAACCGGUGGCCAUGUACAAAACUGAUGUAUAGUAGUAACCCUUUACCAUGCAUUAACUAAAGCUGCUUUUAUAAGCUGUAGCAAGCCUUUAAAAAUCCGCAGCUAAAGGAUAACGCCCGUGAUUUUAGGCAUCGGCAGAUGUGUCUUGGACAGAGAAGAGGUCGGCCUGUCUGGCUCUGCUGUUCAGAAGGAAGUUUCUGCAGUUUGAACGUUCCUUGGGUUUUUUUUUAAACUUGGAACCAGGCAGUUUUAGUUAAAAGUACAGUGCCUUAUUUAUCACUUUAAAAAUAAAAAUAAGAAGCUCGUCUGUGUGAUUUGGAGGCUUGCGUUUUAUACUUGAGGCACAAGCACUUGUACUGUAGCAGAAAGAAAACCACCUUCGUGCACAUGAAGUAGCUUUCGGCAGCCUUUGAGUGCACGCAAACAUUUCCCUUUCCUUCAGAGUCCUCCUUCUGUCUGUCUUCUUAGUGGCAUUUAAAGCAAAACCAAAACCAUUUCCCAUCACCGAGGGAGAGAAAGGCGAAUCUGUCCUUUGUCGGUUCGUUAGUAGCAGCUGCUGGUGUCCCAUACUGUUACCUGCAUAAAAAUAU
Aptenodytes forsteri (emperor penguin) is the source of this 5757-nucleotide messenger RNA. Its product is annotated as ligand-dependent corepressor. Gene Ontology annotation, biological process: regulation of transcription by RNA polymerase II. Gene Ontology annotation, cellular component: nucleus. The coding region runs from base 327 to 5162 and encodes 1611 amino acids. The record is from RefSeq and is a predicted model, not a curated record. Gene Ontology annotation, molecular function: DNA binding. Lineage: Eukaryota; Metazoa; Chordata; Aves; Sphenisciformes; Spheniscidae. The transcript has 6 exons.